This is a messenger RNA of Rotaria sp. Silwood2, 1548 nucleotides long. Lineage: Eukaryota; Metazoa; Rotifera; Eurotatoria; Philodinida; Philodinidae. The record is from the annotation of a GenBank genome assembly.
AUGACCGCAGUUGAUUAUUGUUAUCGAGUGUUGGAAAAAUUGACUUUGACUAUUGAAGCACUGCAACCGGUUUUAUCAAAUUUGACAAUUCCUGCUAAAAUCGGAGAUUCUUAUUUAAAAACACUUAAAAUUCCUUCACUUCACGAUGUUAAUAUAAAUGCUCGAGAACCAUUGAAAAUAUUAGCAAAUUUUUUUCAAGUAGCAGUCAAUAUAUUGCCAUCUUUUCGUCAAAUAAACAAUACAGAUGAUUAUAAUAAUGCAAUUCCCAUGGGACAAGAAUUGAAUGAAACAUCUGAAAAAACAAUUGCAGAACCAAGUGAACAAAAUGGAUGUCAUUUGAAUGGAGAAAUGCAAGCAAUAAUACCAUCGAAUUUACCAGCAUUUUCUAUUCCGAAAGAUAUUUGUACAACUAUAUCUUUAUCACAAUUAUUAUUACAAGCUCAAGAAUAUGUUCAAAAAUUAAAAUUAACUGACUUAAAAAUAUAUGAACAACCACAAGAAUUUUGGAAAAAACGUUCUAUUAAUUGUUUAAAAAAUAAAUGGUGUCCAGCUAUUCAAGGGCGAAGUGGCAAACAACGACAUUAUAUUGGCAUAAAAUGGUCAAAAUUACAUAAUAGCAAUGCAAAUAAUUUAUUUGUUCUUGUUCAAUUACUAUCACAUGAUAAUCAAUCACAUCAAUCAAAAGUCUUAGUACCACCGGAAACAAUAGUUAAGCAAUCAAAAUUAUCAGGAAGAAGACAAAAAAGAAGUAACAGACGUCAAACACUUAAUGAUUUGAUUAUCAAAGAUAUAUAUGGAUUUAAUAAAGCAACUAACACUAUUCUUUGUCCUAUUACUGAAGAUGAAUAUUGUCAAUGUAAAAAAAAUUUAAAAUUAAUAAUGUUCAGUUUAUAUAAAACAUAUGAAGAAAUUGAGAACUCAAAUUAUAUACAAGAUUCAUAUGACAAUCAAAAAGAAUAUGAAGAUGAAGAUGAAGAUGCACCUGCAGAUGAAGACGAAGAUACUUCUAUCGAAAAUCAAUUACUUAAAUUAUGCAAACUUCGUAUUCGUCUUUGUCGACGAACAAGUAAAAAUACAUUAGAAUAUAUAUCCAAUUGCAUCGAUACGGAGUUGAUCGAAGAAAGUAAAGGUAACCAAACAUUAUCUAUUGAUCAAUCUCAAGUAACUCCGCAAUAUCUUUGCAAAUGUGGUAAUGAAAUAAUUGUAGUACCAUUGAAUACGGAUAGUGAAAAAAAUGGUUUUACCGUACGUUUGAAUGAUACACAAUUAAAUUCUUCUCAAAUUCAUGGAGUUAAGGGUAAACAUAUAUUUUUCAAGUCACUUCCAGAUGAAAUACCUCGACAAAAUUUUCUACGUGUAAUGGUUUCAAAAAAAAGUGUCGCAAAAACAAUUAAACAAAAUCAUAAUCCAUAUGAUGGUAUUGAUGAAAAUACUCUAUUAAAUUUAUGUAUUAGAUAUGUAGAAAAUAGUGAUAAUCUACAUCAUCAUAAAAAUGAUGAAUACAAAAUUUCCAUGCAAACAAAUGAAAUCAAUCGAAUAAACAAAUAA